Messenger RNA from Gongylonema pulchrum, 960 nucleotides. The record is from the annotation of a GenBank genome assembly. NCBI's taxonomy places the organism in Eukaryota, Metazoa, Nematoda, Chromadorea, Rhabditida, Gongylonematidae.
UAUGUAUUUGAUUGAAAAUCACAAACAUGGAAGGCCAAUUCCAAGCGUUUUGCCACCAAAUUUGAUACCACCUUCGUUCCGAUCUGGUGUUGUCUCUUCCGGCAGUGAAGAGCUGGAUGCUUUACAACGUGAAGUCGAAAAGCUGAUCCUGGAGCGUCGAGAAGCGGACCAGCAAAUUGUUCAACUGGAAGCCGAUAUGACCGUCAAAAAUAGCGAAAUUAAAAAUCUGAAGAUUGAGCUAACAACGCUGCAAGAUACGGUACUGCAAUUGGAACGGCAAAAAGGCGAGGCUGCAAAACGUUUGGAAGCACUGGAUUUACAGGUUGUUCAGCUGGAACACGCAGUGGAGCAAUCCAAAGAAAAAGUGAAGGAGGAAGAGGCAAGACUCAACGAACUUCGCGCCCAGUGCGCUCGAAAAGAUGACAGAGUUCAAACUCAGGAACUUUUGCAAGCACAAAAAGAAGUGCAAGCACUGGAAGAUAAGAAACAAGCGCUUUCGGCUGCACUUGCGCACCGUAAUGCCGCAAUUGAAAGUGCAUCUCUGCAACUCACAAAGCUAAAAAAAGCAACGGAACGUUUGAGGCGGCUGAUCGAAAGUAAGGAUAUUGAGACAAUAAAGAAGGAGCAAAAUGAACUCUUCGCUACACUCACCAAAAUUUCUCCUAUAGUUGAAAAUCAAGGCUUUCCUGGUGCUGCUUUUCACACUGAUCCCUUCGCUUCAGCUACCCGGCAAGAUGUGGUAUUCGAAUGUGAUCCAUUUGCAAGCAGCAACAGCACACCAUUCGCCAGUUUCGAUGCUUUCUCGGGAAAAGAUCCAUUUAGUUCGGAGCAGACAGUGAAGUCGCCAUCGGCUUACCAAGCUUCGUCCACAAAAGCACCGCCACCACGGCCUGCACCACCGAAAACACGCCAGACUCCGGUGAACGCCAUUGAGCCGGAUCCCUUUUCUGGAUCGUAAGU